AUGGUCCGCGUCAAACAUCGCUACCUCCUCCUCGACAUUCUCUACCCAGAACCCUCCUCCUGGCCCACCUCCUCAACCAGCAAAAAGAAAUUGCCAUCGCAGGCGGACGCCCAGCUCCGGAUCCACUCGCCUACAUCUGAUGCGCUGACCCCCGCCUUACUCGCCAAGAUGGUGAGGGAGGAAGUCGCGGAGAUUUUUGGGGACUGGGGCAUUGGUCGGCUGGGUGGUGUCGGGGCCGGCGGUGUUAGUGUCAAGUAUUUGUCGCCUGCCACGUCGACGGCUAUCAUCCGGUGUCCGCGCGCGUCAUUCCGUCUCGUCUGGACGGCGCUUACGUAUAUGUCGCAAGUACCGGAUUUUAAUAACGGUGGAGUGAAGAGGGGUGCUCCUGCGGCUGGGGGGAAGAUGCGCUCGUGUGUGUUUCGGGUUGUGAAGGUGUCUGGGACGAUGAAGAAGGUGGAGGAGGAGGCGAUUCGGCGGGCGCGCAGGGAGAUCUCGCGGUUGAAGGGGGCGGAUGAGAUGGGGGUUUUGGAAGGGUUGCUUGGGGGUUCAGAGGGCCGGGAGGCUGCGGCUGGUGGUGGGUUGGCCGCUGCCUCUGUGCGAGAUGUGAUGGAUGAGGACGAUGUGGAUAUGGAGAGCGACGAUGAUGAGGAUUGA
This is a messenger RNA of Aspergillus lentulus, 654 nucleotides long. Its product is annotated as Rpp14/Pop5 family protein. Gene Ontology annotation, molecular function: ribonuclease P RNA binding. Gene Ontology annotation, cellular component: nucleolus; multimeric ribonuclease P complex; ribonuclease MRP complex. Gene Ontology annotation, biological process: tRNA 5'-leader removal. NCBI's taxonomy places the organism in Eukaryota, Fungi, Ascomycota, Eurotiomycetes, Eurotiales, Aspergillaceae. The record is from RefSeq and is a predicted model, not a curated record.